This is a messenger RNA of Dendroctonus ponderosae (mountain pine beetle), 2468 nucleotides long. RefSeq names its product homeotic protein distal-less (gene Dll). The transcript has 5 exons. The record is from RefSeq and is a predicted model, not a curated record. Gene Ontology annotation, molecular function: DNA-binding transcription factor activity, RNA polymerase II-specific; RNA polymerase II cis-regulatory region sequence-specific DNA binding. The coding region runs from base 521 to 1480 and encodes 319 amino acids. Gene Ontology annotation, biological process: regulation of transcription by RNA polymerase II. Lineage: Eukaryota; Metazoa; Arthropoda; Insecta; Coleoptera; Curculionidae.
GUAGGAAGUAGAUGGUUGGUUUUGAACGAUCAAUUUUCGACGUAAAAAAACGACAUAUGCGCUCAAUUUCGUGUAAUUUGGUUUCGGGUUAAUCUUCAAAUAGUUUUUACUCAAUUAUAGUGUGAAUUACACGUAUUAUCGCAGUUGAAUACGCUAAAUUGCUUUCGGGUCUUUCGAUUAAUGUUAUUAACUGUUUAAAGUAAUUUCGAUAUUUUGAUGCGAUUUGUUUAUUCGUUUUUCCUCGACAAUUGCCGUGACUUUAUUGGUUUCGGAUACAGUUAGUGACUUUGUGCGCUUUUUAUCAGCGGACGACAAUCGGGUCUCUUUUGGUGACUUGGUUUCCCGGCUUAAUUGCUAGUGUGUUACAGUUUGCGCAGUGAGCUGCUGGGCAUUUCCCAGUUUAUUCAAGACGCCUCCGAAUUUCAUCAAAGUGGAAAACAAACCUUUCACAACGUUAAACUUCACGGAUCUCGGGUCCCCGUUCGGGGGACCAAACGAGGAUCCGCCAGGGACUCCUACGAUGUCGGGCGAGCCUCAUCUGGGUCCUCCCACCCCUCACGACUCCAGCAACUCUACGCCAGUAUCGAAAAGUGCUUUUAUCGAGCUCCAACAGCACGGUUACGGUCCCUUACGGACAUCCUAUCAGCACCACUUUAAUUCGCCGGCGGGAAAUGCGCAUUCAGGACCCCCAGGUGCCCACGAUACGGGCUUUCCGAGCCCAAGAGGCGCCCUUGGCGCCUAUCCGUUUCCUCCGAUGCAUCAGAAUUCGUAUACCGGAUACCAUUUAGGAUCCUACGCAUCGAACUGUCCUCCAUCGCCUAAAGAUGAUGAAAAAUGUUUAUCGCUGGAAAGGCCUUCAGGAGGCGGAAAAGGGAAGAAAAUGAGGAAACCGCGCACAAUCUAUUCAAGUCUUCAACUACAGCAACUAAAUCGGCGAUUUCAACGCACACAAUAUCUGGCCCUGCCCGAACGGGCCGAAUUGGCUGCCAGCUUAGGAUUAACACAAACUCAGGUGAAAAUAUGGUUCCAGAAUCGGCGCAGCAAAUACAAGAAAAUGAUGAAGGCAGCACAGGUGACGGGCGGCACGAAUAAUAAUGGCAACCCCAGUUCGCAUUCGGGACUUCUCGGUGGCAAUGGGAACCUUCCUCCAACGAGUCCAGGGCCGCAAAGCCAGAAUAUGAUGCAAGGUAGGAUCAAACUUGAAGGGGGUGGUUCUUCGAGUGGUUCGCCUGCAACUGGCGGCUACAUGCAACAUCCGAGUCCCACACCGAGUUCGACGCCCGGCUCCGAUAUGUCAGGACAACCAGCGCCCAGUCCAGGUGGCGGCUGGGACGUGAAACCGCAGCAGCCGAUCCACGCCCACCCUCCACACCCAACGCCGCACCCUCACCCUCACCCGCCCACCCACAACUACCUCCCGCAGUAUUCGUGGUAUCCGACGGAUAAUCCCGGUCUAUUAACGGUAUGGCCAGCUGUGUAAUACACUCCGAAGAUUAGUUGCUAAUUUAGAAACUUUACAAAACUCUAUUGACAAAGAAGAAACUGUGACCAGUGAUUGUGUAAAUGUUAUUUUUAUUGUUGUUGAAUUUCAUUGUUUUUUUUCUUUUGAUUCCUUUAGGCUGUAACAUAGUGACUAACUAACUAUCAGAGUGUAGAUCUCAGAAAUGGUGGCUGGUUUUGCUUUGUUUUGGCUGUCCGAACAAGGAAAACCGUAUCAAAGUAAAAUAGAUGAUUCUGGUGCAAUAUGAGUAUGAUAUUUUUCACUAUCCAGUGGCAUAAUUGGAUGGAUGUUGCAAAAAAUUAGUUUAAUUUGGAGGAUUUUUCAAUUGUGUCUGUUUGAACCAGUUUUUUUCAAAAAUUCAUAAGCUCUAACGUAACUGCUUUUAACCAUCAAGAGGUGAGACAUCCUGUAUAUUAUGUCACUGUUCAAAUAUUUCAAUUCCCGAUUACUAAUCGAACAGCGCUUUACAAUACGAUGUAAUAUAGACUUCUGCAACCGAAAGUAUUUGAAGCAACAAGCUAAUCACCAAAGAAGAUCCUGAUUUGUUCAUGUUUUCAGUUGCGAAAUUUAAUUAAUAAAAUAAAUAAUUAAUGGCGGUCUUAUAUUACAUCAAAUUCGCGUAAUUUGUUCAGUUUAACAUGUUUUUUGUUGGAGUAUAAAUUUGUCCCGUAGAUUUGAAUGUUGGGCUAUGCGGUAAUGGAAUUAUAAAUAUUUUGUAAAAUAUACCCGAGUACUUGCCAUUAGUGGGGCAAGGUUACUGAGAGUAGCGAUUCCUGUAAUAUAUUAUUAUUAUUAUACCAUAAAACAUAGAUGUUGAUGAAUGAUGGUUGAAUGUAAGACAGAUCAUGUACCUUAUGUAAAGUAGUUUUAAUUAAUUAUUGUCUGUCUUAAAUCUAGGCAAAAUAUGAUAUUGAAAAGGAAAAGAUGACUAUUUCUAAAUGUGUAAAAUAAACGAAAUUCUACUUUA